Molecule: messenger RNA, 684 nt
Organism: Acinonyx jubatus (cheetah)
Lineage: Eukaryota; Metazoa; Chordata; Mammalia; Carnivora; Felidae
Product: 60S ribosomal protein L35a-like
Exons: 1
Coding region: 355-684 (109 amino acids)
Biological process (GO): ribosomal large subunit biogenesis; cytoplasmic translation
Cellular component (GO): ribosome; cytosolic large ribosomal subunit
Molecular function (GO): structural constituent of ribosome
Source: RefSeq, a predicted model, not a curated record
UAACUUUAAUUUAAUUUGAUUAAAAAUUUUUGAAAAUUGGGGGGAAGCACCUGGGUGGCUCAGUCAGUUGAGCUUCGGCUCAGGUCAUGAUCUCAUGGUUCAUGAGUUUGAGCCCUACAUAGCACUUUGCACUGAGAGCAAAGAGCCUGCUUUGGAUUCUCUGUCUCCCUCUCUCUUUCUGCUCCUCCCCUGUUCACGUAUGUGCUCACUCUCAUGCUCUCUCUCUCUCAAAAAUAAAAUUUUAAAAAUACACACACACACAUAUUGUGUGUGUGUAUAUUUUUAGCCUUUCUCUUUCCGUCAUCUUGGAGCCUGUGGAGGCCUUCUGGGAACAAGACUCUUAAAACAACAAAUAUGUCCAGAAGGCUGAGGUUCAAGGCCAUUUUUGCUGGCUAUAAGAGGGCCUCCAGAACCAGAAGGAGCAAUUUUAUUCUUAAAAUUGAAGGUAUUUAUGCUCUAGAUGAAACCGAAUUCUACCUAGGCAAGAGAUGUGCUUAUGUGUACAAAGCAAAGAACAACACAGUGACUCCUAGUGGCAAACCAAAUGAAACUGGAGUAAUCUGGGGAAAAGUAAUUCAAGCUCAUGGAAACAGUGGCAUGGUUCAUGCCAAUUUCCGAAGCAACUUUCCUGCUCAAGACAUUGGCCACAGAAUCCAUAUGAUGCUGUAUCCUUCAAGGAUUUAA